GACGACUGUUAAGCAAAACAGCUGAGCUGAGCAUGGGAAUGUGGCUUUGCUCUUAUUGUUAAAUUCGUGUAUUAAAUUGUUAAGCACAAGUUGCUUUAUUAACACCGAAGUUUGCGGCAAUUCACUGCCUCAAACCUGUGGCAGCAGACACAGCGUUUACACAGCGCCCUGGGCAGCGAAACUGAAAAGCCGCCCCACGCUUACAUAAUCGCCCAAUGAGUUUGCACAGCAAUUUGGUGCGACGCUUCCUCGACAAUUGGCCCGGCAAGCGACGCUUUGGCAUCUAUCGCUUCCUGCCCAUCUUCUUUGUGCUGGGCGCCGCACUCGAGUUCUCCAUGAUCAACUGGACGGUGGGCGAAACGAAUUUCUAUCGCACAUUCAAACGUCGCCAGGCAAAGAACUACGUGGAGGAUCAGGCGCAUAUAGAGCAACUGCAGCAACAAGCAAAACAGCAGCAGGAAUAGACAAUUAGAGACACAGCUUAACGAUGCCCGCUGGCGUCUCGUGGGGACAAUACAUGAAAUUCUUGGGCAGCGCAAUGCUGGCCAUGAUGGCUGGCUCCCAAGCGGUUCACUUGUACUUUAAGCCGCUGGACGAUCUGCCCGCGUACAUAGCCAAGGAGCAGCAACAGCUGCAGCAGCCAGAGAAAUCUACAAACAGUUGACUUGCAAAUUAAAACAU
Drosophila albomicans is the source of this 681-nucleotide messenger RNA. It is a transcript of the gene sloth1, whose product is annotated as small integral membrane protein 4. Bases 216 to 464 code for a protein of 82 amino acids. NCBI's taxonomy places the organism in Eukaryota, Metazoa, Arthropoda, Insecta, Diptera, Drosophilidae. The transcript has 2 exons. The record is from RefSeq and is a predicted model, not a curated record.